Caenorhabditis sp. 36 PRJEB53466 is the source of this 390-nucleotide messenger RNA. NCBI's taxonomy places the organism in Eukaryota, Metazoa, Nematoda, Chromadorea, Rhabditida, Rhabditidae. The record is from the annotation of a GenBank genome assembly.
AUGACUUGGAAAAGUCGUUUUGGCAUGCUCGAUACCAGAUUCUUCAAUUCCGCGGCUGUGACCAAAUUCCACUCGAUAAGAAGGGCAUCUUUCAGAUCCUGGACACUGGCAUACAUUUCGACACAAAACUGGCUCGCUGCGAAAGGAAUCAAGGAUCUGCAAUGGCCGGCGUGUAGCCCAGACCUCAAUCCAGUUGAGAACGUUUGGGGAUUGUUGGUUCGUCGUGUCUACCGCCAUGGCAAACAGUAUGCCAGUGUCCAGGAUCUGAAAGAUGCCCUUCUUAUCGAGUGGAAUUUGGUCACAGCCGCGGAAUUGAAGAAUCUGGUAUCGAGCAUGCCAAAACGACUUUUCCAAGUCAUUCAGAAGAACGGAGGCGAGACCAGUUAUUAA